UCAGGCCAUUCGAGCCCAGUUGCCGUUAAGACGCGCUUGGGACCAGUUGUGGUCAAUUGUCAAUGGUGGGGCCGCACUCGUAGAGGAAGAAACCGAAUUGAAACGAAAAUACUUUUGUUGUCGCUGCCUGUGGAAAUGCUGACUGCCGAUCAUGUCUUGGCCAAAAAAAAGUGCUAGUCUCUGGCUGCCGUUGCUACUGGGCCUGCUCUACACACAACAUGCAUCCACUUUCAUUGUGCCACGGGAACUGCCGUCCCUACUCUCCAUAGUUUACUCAAACAUACCACCGAUUAAAAAGGGAACCGAUUCGCGAUUGGGCUUUGGCUUUCGGUUGGGCGAGCAUGCCGAUUUCCAGGUGAUGGUCGAACUGGGUCCCCAGAAGGAGACCCGACCCAUCGGGGAGCAGAGCCAGGACGACCAAUCAUUCAACAAGCGCCAAGUGAGCGCCAGCGAUCAGAAAGCCCUGCUGCGCCAGCAGUUCCGCCAGCAGGUGAAAAUGGAGGCCGAGAGAUUGAUGACCUCGACGGAACGGAAUGCAGCCAGCUGGCUGGAAACAUGGUCGAAUGGCAUGAAACCGCAAAAGCCCAGCCCUAAGGAGCGGAUGAAGAUACAGCAAAAAGAAAGUUCAGUGCCCCAAAAUCCCUCGGGCGCCCUGCAACAAUUGCAAUUGCUGUACAAAAUGGCCACCAGUUCUACCACGGAGCCACCAGUCUCCACGGUGGGUGGUCUCAAGCUCGGAGGUCCUAGUGGGUUUAAGCUGCCCCCUCCGGCCCUCAGCCAGGACACGAAUUCCUUGGGCAGUCCAGAACCUGUCAAGAGCAAAAGCGAAAUUACCAAGGAGCUGAUGGAUGUCAGUAUGGAAACCGAAGUAUAGAUCGUCUAUAUAUCUAGUUACUAAUAGCUAGUGGUAUAUGUUUGUACCUUUUGUAAAUACAUAGGUGCUUAGAAAAUCUGUAUGUAAUAUGACUUAGCUUUGAUUUUGUAAAUAAACUUCAACCUAAACUAA
This is a messenger RNA of Drosophila bipectinata, 1006 nucleotides long. RefSeq names its product snustorr snarlik (gene snsl). The record is from RefSeq and is a predicted model, not a curated record. NCBI's taxonomy places the organism in Eukaryota, Metazoa, Arthropoda, Insecta, Diptera, Drosophilidae.